Molecule: messenger RNA, 2968 nt
Organism: Physcomitrium patens
Lineage: Eukaryota; Viridiplantae; Streptophyta; Bryopsida; Funariales; Funariaceae
Molecular function (GO): protein binding
Source: RefSeq, a predicted model, not a curated record
GGUGUCUCGAAGCUUGCAGGCCGUGCCUUGAAGCGCCCUUCCGACGCCUUUCGCUUUCCUUGGCUCUCUCUCUCUCUCGCUUGUUAUCUGUGGCACUUGCUCGUCAUCGUAGGCAUUUGCGCUCGCUUCAUCCCCUGAUCGCUUUGCUACUCUUUUUUAUGCUCACACUUCCGAGGUUCUGUGUCGUAGUUGGAGCGGUCUUUUCUCUGACUGGUUUACGUAUAGCCGGCGGACAAUUUUGUAUAGCGAAUCUAUUUAGCAGUUAAAAAGCAGAUUGAUUGAUUGUUCUUGUAAUUCUGUUCGGUUCUGGUGUGAGCUGUAGAAGUGGAAGAGCAGUUGUAGAUUGAUUCCGUCGAGGUUCUGUCGUGGCGCUGGUGUUUUCUGGACUGCUAGUGGAAAGCUCUAUCGACUUCUUGGUUGGUUGGUUUGCUCGAUUCGGUUGAACGGUUGCCAAGCGGUUUUGGCGUAGGCCUUUUAGUUUAGGCAGAGGGUACUGGCGCUGUGUUUAGAGAUUUGUUAGGUAAGUGGUUGCCGGCAGGCGGUUGGAGGAUUGCUGCUAACUUCAAUUACUGCAUUGAUUGAUUGUGAAGGGCCCUUUUGUUGUGGGAAAGGGUGAUGCGUGGUGGCUGUUGUGCUCGUAACGUCAGAUUGUAGAUACUCUGAUAAAGAUUGAGGGGGUGGGUGAAGAUUUUUGUAAUUCCUUUACACCUGUAGUGUGGUGGACUCUCGAGCUGAGAUGCACGUGAGGCUUGGUGUAUACGAGAAGAGGAUCUAUGGGUGUCUUGCAAGCGAAUGUUGUAGAGGAAAAACAUCAGGUUAAGAGGCAAGUUGUACAGUAUGGUGACAUGAACACUACGGAGGCAUGGCUAAGACAGGCACAACACUUGACCUCACUAGCGGUUACUGACGCGGCUUCGGUGAAAGCGUUUCUUGGUCGCUGGAAAUCUAUUGAAAAUCGGUUGUUGCAGCUGCCUGCUCUUCUGACCGAGAUGUCACACCUCCAUUGCCUUUCCGACAAUGCUGUCUGCAAGGAACUCUUGAAGGCCAUGAGCGAGACACUAGAGGAAGCCCGCAAUCUAGCCAUGAAGUGUACAGAAUUAAGUUACGGUGGAAAGCUUCAUACUCAGAGUAACUUAGAUUCUCUAUGUGGGAAACUCGACCUUCAUAUUCACGAUUGUCAGUUGAUGAUUACGAGCGGUACUAUGCAAGAGAAUCCAUUAGCGAUAUGUCGAGUCACUCCUGAGUCGACACGGGAGGCUAUCCGGUGGACCAUAAGAGACCUGCUCGCUCAUCUUCAGAUUGGGAGCGCUGAUUGCAAACAAAGAGCGCUCGACAGUAUGCUUCGACUUAUGGCCGAUGAUGAUAAAAAUAUUUUAAUGGUUGCUGGCCAGGGUGUAGUGACAACUCUCGUACACCUUCUAGACGCCAGUCAGCCUGCUAUCAGGGAAAGAGCAGCAGCUGCUAUCUGCUUUCUUGCAUUAAAUGACAGUUGUGAGCACGUGGUAGUUGCGGAAGGUGGCAUAGCUCCUCUUGUUCGUCUGCUGGACUCUGGUAGUUCACGGGCUCAGGAGAGAGCAGCUGCCGGGUUGCAGGGUUUGUCCAUUUCAGAAGAAAACGCCCGGACGAUUACUGCUCACGGGGGGAUUUCUGCAUUGAUUGAAGUGUGCCGAGUGGGUACACCAGGCGCACAAGCUGCAGCUGCGGGAUCUUUAAGGAACCUUGCUGCAGUUGAAAAGCUUCGUAGCAGUAUCGUUGAAGAUGGUGCUAUUCGGGUUGUCAUCAACUUAGUGUCUUCUGGGACGUCCAUGGCGCGAGAAAAUGCAGCCGCCACGUUGCAAAACCUCGCAGUUUCCGACGAUAGCAUCAGAUGGAGAAUCGUAGAAGACGGAGCUCUUCAACCUUUGUUGAGAUACCUGGAUUUUUCCGCAGAGGCGUGUGCUCAAGAAAUCGCCUUGGGGGCGUUGCGCAAUUUGGCAGCGUGCAGAGAUAAUAUCGAUGUCCUUUGCAGUGCUGGCUUCUUGCCUCGUCUUGCUAAUUGUCUUCGCUCAGGACCUCUGGUUGUGCAAAUAGUGGCAGCUGCCGCGGUCUGUCAUAUUGCUUGCUCUACGGAGGCUAGGAGAAUGUUGGGCGAAGCUGGAGUUAUUGGUCCGUUGGUAAAACUUUUGGAUGCGAAGUCCAACACGGCUCAAGAGUAUUCUGCACAGGCUUUGGCUCUUCUUCUCCUUGUCGAAGAGAACAGAACGCACUUCUUGGCUGAGGACUGGGGAAUCGUCGGCCUGGUACUUUUAUUGGAUACACGCCUUCAGGAAGUUAGCAAGCAAUACCCAAUUGCGGCUCUUCAGGCUCUCUCCGGAAGUGCAAGAUGCAGGAAGCAGAUGGCGACAGCCGGCGCUUGUUACCAUUUGCGUCAGUUGGCGGAUAUGGAAGUGGCAGGUGCUAAAAGGCUUUUGGAUCGAUUGAUCACUGGAAAGUUCCGAAGCAUUAUCACCAGAACUCUAAUGAUCAAUGCAUUCCACAAUUGAUCGUCACAUGGGUCUCAAUUGCGAGUUGAACGGGGAGUGUUUCUUUCUUUUCUUUCACCAGCUGAUUAUUUCGGCACCACGAUUGUCAAUAGGAACUUAAUGUGCUAAGUAUAUUCCUGUGCGGGGUCACCAUAAAACUGUGCCAUAGAUACACACUGAAGCUGUUCUGCGAGCCCAAGCAGGGAGCCAUACAUAGACUAGAUCUGGGGACAUUCAUUCAACACCCCAUUGAUUAUUGAUUUAUGAUGUAAAAUAUGGACAUAGGAAAUGGAGGCUAGUUUUAAUGAGGUCCCUACAUCAGGCAGUAGGAUCAAAUGCUUCCUCGUUUGUAGAGAGGAGCUAUUGUGCAGUUAGCGUCAGAGACACAGGCAGCCGCCGAAAACAUUUGUCAUUAUGAUUGUAUAACAUCAUCAAGUUUCUUCUUUUUGCACAACUUUCAAAAAUCA